AUCUGUGACCGAGAGUGGUUUGUGAUUUUUAAUGUUUUGCUCUACUUGAAUAAUUUUUAACUUUGUAACACUUUGACAUAGUUUUCCUCUUUAAAGAUUUAAUCAUUUCUUUCUUGUUAUUAUUUGCUUGGAAAGAAGUAUUAUACGUCUUUUGAAUUGAGGAAAAAUAUCGUAACAAACGAAACUUGGAGCUUGAGGAUGGCUGUUUCAAGCAAUAUUCCAGUUUCAGAAAUUUUAAGAAGCAAGAGCACCUCAGAGGAUGAACCGAAAAAGAAAUCACGUGAAGACUGGCGAAAAGCUAAGGAGCUUGAAGAAGCUCGAAAAGCAGGUACAGCACCAGCAGCUGUAGAUGAGGAAGGCAAGGACAUCAAUCCACACAUCCCGCAAUAUAUCUCGUCGGCACCAUGGUACUUCGGCUCCAGCGGCCCGACGCUCAAGCAUCAGCGAAUCCAGGAGGAUAUGGUCAAGGCACCGACACGCAUCGACUUGGCUUAUCACCGGGGAGUCACCCAACAAGUGUCGACGAAAUACCGGAAAGGCGCGUGCGAGAAUUGCGGGGCGAUGACUCACAAGAAGAAGGACUGCAUGGAGCGGCCGCGCAAGGUGGGCGCCAAGUUCACGGGGGCCGCCCUGGCCGCCGACGAGUUCAUCCAGCCGGAGUAUGACCGCGACUACGACUCGAAGCGCGACCGCUGGGUGGGCUACGACCCCGCCAACCACCGCACCAUCGUCGACCAGUAUCAUCGCAUUGAGGAGGCCAAACGGCAGCUGCGCGCCGAAAAGCUCAAUGCCGAGAAAGGAGAUGGUGACGCCAAGGAUGUGGAAUUGGACGAGGACAAGUACGUGGACGAGGUGGACAUGCCGGGCACCAAGGUUGACAGCAAGCAGCGCAUCACAGUGCGCAACCUGCGCAUACGCGAGGACACGGCCAAGUAUCUGCGCAACCUCGACCCCAACUCGGCCUACUACGACCCCAAGACCCGCUCCAUGAGGGACAACCCCAACGAAAACACCAGUGCCGCCUCCAAUGAAGAUGUGGAUUACGCAGGCGAGAACUUUGUCCGGUUCACGGGCGACACGCGCAAGCACGCGAAGGCACAGCUGUUCGCGUGGGAGGCGUACGAGAAGGGUGUGGACGUGCAUUUGCUGGCCGAGCCGACCAAGCUGGAGAUGCUCAAGGCCGAGUACGAGGGCAAGAAGGAGCAGUUCAAGCGUCGAGUGCAGGCCAGUGUGCUCGAGCGCUACGGAGGCGCCGAACACCUCGACGCGCCGCCUCGCGAACUCCUGCUCGCCCAGACCGAGGACUAUGUCGAGUACUCCCGCUACGGAAAAGUUAUCAAGGUAAGUCAGCUUUUUCUCAAGCUAAACAUAUUAAUAGCGGCAAACUUGAAGCCGGAAUCGUAUUGUACUGGAGAGGCUGGUAAGCAAACUUCGGACUGUACCGGUCAGCCUAGCACAAGCUCGACGAGUCAUGCGGACUCGACGCCGUUCGUGUGGGCCAAACUGGAGCAGAGCAGGGCUCCACCCCCCGCCCCUCCCACCUCAUCCUCUUCUUCUUCCUCUUCUUCAUCUUCUUCGUCGUCAUCUGAGAGUGAAAGUGACAGCGAAUCUAAGAAGAAGAAGAAGAAGGAUAAGAAACAAAAGAAGAAUAAGAAGAAAACAAAGAAACAGAAGAAAGUGAAAAACUUGAAAAAGAAGGACAUUUCGGAAGAAGAAAAGUUGAAAAUUGCAUUGAAGGAGGAAGAGGAGAGGAAUCGUGAAGCUGACCGGCUACUGCGUAUGGACGAACGCAAGCGGCCCUACAACAGCAUGUUCGAAGUCAAGAAACCGACAGACGAGGAAAUGGAAGCCUACAUGAUGAAGAGGCGGCGAGCGGAAGAUCCGAUGGCUCAUUUCACCUGAAUUGUCAACUACUUACAGUGUAACAGUGGAAAGUGCAUCAAGUACAAAUAGUGUCAAUUUUAAAACAUUUAUUUAUAAUUUGAUUUGAUGACAUUAUAUACAAUGCUGGGUCAUCUGAUGCGAGGUUAUCUUACUUGGUCAUCUUUAUCUUAUAAUUGACAUUGACUGUAGUUAUUGGAAACUGAUAUUAUAUUUGAUCGGUAUCAAUGCUUAGUGAGUGGCCUCACUAGAGAAUAGUAAUUAUUUGUAAAAUUAAAAUCUAUGAUAAAUCAGAGUGAUAAAUGAAUGUAUAGAUUCGAAUUUUGUAUAUUUUAUCUUGUAAAUAGAGUUGAAUUAUUUAUGUAACAAAUUUUAAGUCUUGAAAUUAUGUAAGUUAGAAUUAGAUUUACCAGUAACAUAAAUUACGAUCUUAGAAGAGAAUAAAAUUGGCUUCAAUUCUUUUCAA
Nilaparvata lugens (brown planthopper) is the source of this 2347-nucleotide messenger RNA. RefSeq names its product pre-mRNA-splicing factor Slu7 (gene Slu7). The record is from RefSeq and is a predicted model, not a curated record. Gene Ontology annotation, cellular component: spliceosomal complex. Gene Ontology annotation, molecular function: pre-mRNA 3'-splice site binding. Gene Ontology annotation, biological process: mRNA splicing, via spliceosome. Lineage: Eukaryota; Metazoa; Arthropoda; Insecta; Hemiptera; Delphacidae. Bases 199 to 1902 code for a protein of 567 amino acids. The transcript is spliced from 10 exons.